Molecule: messenger RNA, 3681 nt
Organism: Archocentrus centrarchus (flier cichlid)
Lineage: Eukaryota; Metazoa; Chordata; Actinopteri; Cichliformes; Cichlidae
Gene: ttc34
Product: tetratricopeptide repeat domain 34
Exons: 7
Coding region: 169-3507 (1112 amino acids)
Molecular function (GO): protein binding
Source: RefSeq, a predicted model, not a curated record
UUUACGAGUUGCAAUGUUUUGUGUAUAUAGUUGAUUAAAUAAUGGUUUACACUACUGAUAAACAUAAGCUCUACACUUGUGGUAAGAGAUGCAUCUGGCCUGUCAAUUGAACAUUGCUCUGAACAGCCAAGAAGUGUAAAACAAGGGGAGAGGGUCCGCUGCCCAAUCAUGACUGCUUUGGUUCGACCUGAAGUCAAUAUUUCAGAGCUAUGUGAGGAUGGAGACAAGUUCCUCGGGAGCGGAGAGCUGGAGAGGGCGACCUCCUUGUACAUGUCUGCCUUCAGGACUCACGCCACCUCUGCGGUGUCCCACAUGCGAAAAUUGGACAGGUCCAGUCUGGACUUGGUGAUUGCUACUCUACAAGGUUGGCUUGACAAUCAUGGGAAGACUCAGCCUGCAGAGGGUCUUAAUAAAGGUCUUGCUGCUGUGUUCCUUUCCACGCUCAACCCCAACAAUCUGUCAGCCACCAUUUACAAAAUGGAGUCUCUUCUUCAGAGCGGCAGGCAUGCCUGUGAAGAGAUUUUUGCCCGAUGCACUGUUAUGCUUGAAGGGAAGCAAAACCCUCCUCCCGAGGGUUCAACUCGCACUUUGUUAGAGAUAACUGGAGCCCUUGCCUGCUUGCUAUCAGAACCUCAUGUUUUAAAGGGACUAAAGCUUUACCUCAAAGCUUACCAGAAUAGCAAGUCUGAAACGGUCACACUGGUGAAGAGUAGACAAGCAGGGCACCUUCCAAAAAUAGUGAAGGCCUUUACAGACCAAAUAAUGCUCAUACAUCCCACUCUGGUAGUUGACAGUGAUUGGACUGUGGGAACAAAGGACAAUGAUAUGCUUGAAGAAGAAGCUUGUUCUACAGUUAUUGAGUUUUUGUUGUCUGUCUCACCUGGUAACAGAGAUGUACAGGAACUCCAGGCAGCAUAUUUGUUUUUGACAGGCAGGUUUAUGGACAGUGCAGAGGUAUACUCUUCCCUUUUGCAUCAUGGCCAUGGUCAGAAAAUAUCUGCAAGCACUGCAGGGAAAUCAUUCCAAGAAACUCCUGAGAGGACAGCCAGACUCUUAACAAGUCGAGCAGCUUCUUGCUUUUCAGCAGGUGGAAGGACUGCAGAGGAAUGCACAGAUCUGGGGAAUGCAUUUGAGAUCCAUCCAGCCACAGCCCGAAUUUACUUCCAAAAGCUGUUCACUGAGCAUGGAACUGGAGUGGCAGCUCGCAGCCAUCUCCGUCAGCAGGCGGAGAGGGGCCUGUCUGACUACAGAGAACGGGUCCUUCUCCGGGCAGACCUGCGAUCUACUGAAGGAGUUGAACUUCUGGACCCUGUGAUCACUCGGUUACGGACCCUGUGCCAUUUAGAGCCUGAUGGGGGAAGAAGGGAGCUGCGGGUCCGACUGGCUGAUUGUCUUCUCCUCAGAGGAGAGCACAAAGAGGCCCUCUCUAUCUGCAGCCAGCUAGCUGCCGCUCAAGGUCAGCAGAGUUAUCAAAAUACGGUCCACGUUCUUCUUGGAUAUGCACGAUUUCUCUCUGACGACCACAGGGGUGCAUUAGAAGAUUUUCAGGCUGUGAUUGAACAUAACACCCCCCACCCUUCCAGCUGUGUGCGUGCACUUUGUGGCAGGGGGCUCCUGCGAAUGAUGGGUGGCUUAAACUAUCUGACUGCUUUAGACUAUGUGACAGCCAGCAGGUUGCAUCCUCAGGAAACAGCAUUCGCUGUGCGCUGCUUGGUGCCCUGGAAUUACCGCGGGCUGCUGUGUACCGUUCUGCUGGAGCAGGGACGAUUCAUGCUCGAAGGGACUAGAGAUCACAAACCCAAGUCCAGUUCUGGUGAAGACGCUCAGCAGCACCAAAAGGAGGACCAGAUGGAGGCCCCGUCCAAGAGGGGCGACCACAGAUCAGGGACUCCUGCUGGUGUCCAUUCUCUUGCUAUGUUGUUGAUGGAGCUCCAGCCCAGUGCUGAUGGGCCUCAGAUCCUGGCAGCAGAUGCCUUAUACCAGCUUGGCCGGGUGGAGGAGGCCUACCGGUUGCUGCUGUCCAUUGGGCCCACCACCAAUCCUCGUGCACCCAUCCUGGCGCGCCUUGCCCUGCUGCAGCUGCACAGAGGCUUUCUUUAUGACACCAAUCAGCUGCUGAAAAAGCUCAUCUUGUGUGGCGACACCAGCUGCUUGCGCCCCCUGUUGGCAGUGGCACAGCAGAAAGACAGAGCGCUGCUGCAGGGACACUGCCACUCAGCUGCAAAACGCAUCUUGGACCGCACAAGAGAGGAGAGCGCGGUCAGAGAGGCUGUGGCUUACCUCUCCAUUGCUAUUAUGGCCUCUGGUGGCGAGGCAGCAGACUCACUGCUAGAAAGAGCGAGGUGUUACGCCUUGCUGGGCCAACGAAAAACAGCCGUAUUUGACUUCAGUGCCAUUCUGAAGGAGCACCCGAAACAUGUGCAUGCCCUCUGUGGGAGAGGUUUCACAUACCUCAUGCUGAAUCAACAAAAGGAAUGUACUUGUGAUAUCAUGGCAGCACUUCAGAUAAAUGCUGACACAGUCACCAAAGACAUCCUUUCCCUCAAGGACAGGGCACAGAAGCUGGUCUGUGAUUGGCUGCAUCAGUUCUGUCAUACAAGUCUGUCAAACAUCGUGGCCACUAAUGGUGUUCCCUGCCACGAAGAGCAGCUCAGAGAGGCUUUUGUAAUUGGUGGAGCUUUGAUGAGGGUUGACAGCAGAAACCCCAAAUGGCAUCUGCUCUAUGUGGACAUCCUCUUGGCAAAAGGUGAGAUUAAGUCAGCAGGCACUCAUCUGUGCCAGAUAUUUGGCCAGGAGCCAAGAGAUGCAGUGGCCCAGGCUCGGGUGGGUGUGGUAGAGGCCUGGCAGAAGAGCUACUGCAGUGCAGCUCGCAGGCUCAGCAAACUGGCUGAGAAGGAUUCAUCCAGUCUGGACUUCUUGCUGGCUCUCAUCCCAUUUAAUCAGAGAAAAUGCAUGGCACAGGCAGCGGCUCAGGAGGCCAGCAGUGUGGCAUCAGGUGGACAGUGGAACCAGGCGCUCACCCUCCUGACUGUGGCAGUGCAAUCAGGAGGCAAUCAGCGAUUGGAGUAUCUUCGCCAGCGGGCCGUGUGCCUGGCACAGCUGGGCUUACAUGAGCGGGCUAUAGCUGAUCUGGACAGACUUAUCCAGAAAAACAACAGACUUGACUCCAGCUGCUCAGACCACCUUCAAGUCCAGGUGAAGGAUUUGUGUUGGCGAGGUCACAGCCUGGUGCUCUGCUCCAAAGAAGGGGCAGCUCUGGAGGACUUCACCCAGGCCCUGGAGCUUGACAGAGAACAGACCAUCCAGUGUGUGGAGGCUGGUUUAGGAAGGCUGCGUCUUGCUGAGUGUUUCCUGCGGGGGGCGCUGCAGCAUUAUGGGGAGCAGCAACUCAGUAAAGCUUGGACCUUGAUUGAAUGUGGCCUCCUUUUGGACAGUGAGAACACGGAGCUCCGUAGACUGAGGGCAAGAGUCAAACGAGAAGUGGCCAGCCCUUGCAACGUCAAUUAGUCUUGAUUGUGGACUGGACACAGAAUCUCCUGUGGAGCUUAAAUAUCUAAAAAUGUCUUAGCCUAUACUUAAAAAUACUGGGCCACGCAAAGAGCUCCUUCAAAAGCUCCAACAAGGCCAAUGCCCUACCUCAGAAUGUAAAACAACCAAAAAACAAAAAGAAAAAAAAUCUCA